AGCAAUUUAGUUUAGUUUUCCUUUGUACCUAAUAUUAUAUUACACAUACAGUUUUUCGCUUUAUUCUGUUUUGUUUUAGUUUAUCAUGAAUUUAUCAUGAUGCACAAGAAUGAUAUAAUAUUAUCGUUUUAAUAAAUUUUAAUUGGUUAUGUGCAAGCAGUCCAUCUGCAAAGACGGUUGCUGAAUAUCCUGAAAAAAUCGUCUUUACCGUAGAUACAAACGAAUUCGUCGGACGGAGAUGACGUCGAAUUGCAGUUCAUGAACUUACCGCCGCUGUGCAUUUUGUCUCGUGAAUUUUGCACCGUGAACACGAUUCUUGUUGUAUUUAAAUUAAAUUCAAAGAGAAAGAUACCUACAGCAGUAAACCAUGUUGUCCGAAUCGUCGUACAGUGGCGAAAUGGAAAAACGGCCAUUGCUCUCAUCAAAAAAAAUCUCGGUCCGGCGUUCUCUAUUGGCGAGUUUUCUCGCUUCCGUGAUGUCAUUUGCUUCGGGAACCGUGGUCGGUGGCUGGACGGCUCCGGAACAUCCCGAAACCGUCGGCGAAAAGAUGUUCAUGAUGGAAACCAUGGAGCAAUCGUCGUGGGUCGUAUCCAUAUACCUGAUCGGCGCCCUCUUGGGCGCUCUCCCGGCCGGCGGGUUAUCGCGAACCUUCGGACGCAAGAAGUUUCUUCUGUCGCUUGCGAUUCCUAUGACAGUCGGAUGGCUGUUCAUCAUGUUCUUCGUGGAUAACGUGUAUAUGAUUCUAGUGGGUCGUUUCUUGUGCGGAUUGUCGCUUGGAGCAGUCACGGUGGCGGUGCCGCUUUACAGCUGCGACGUGGCGCCGGACGUGUGCCGCGGCCGCGGUGGCGUGUUCCUCGACUUCAUGCUGUGCGUGGGAAUCCUGUACUCGUACGUGGCUAGCUCCUUGCUGGGCCUUUACGCGUUCGCGUUCACUUGCGCCAUCUUUCCGAUUGUGUUCUGCGUCCUUUUCUGGCGCAUGCCCGAAUCGCCUUUGUACCUGUACAGCCGCGGCCGCUACGUGGACGCCAAAUCGGCCCUCAUAUGGCUGAACGGAGAAGACUUCGACAUUACUGCGGCAUUCGAUGAGUUCGCAAAAUUGCAGACCGAAGACGAUGCACUUCCCAUCGAAAAGAACUUGCAACCCGCUGGAAGAAAGGGAGCUUUCGUGAAGGCGGUUGUCCUGUCAUUGGGAUUGGCUACCGCGCAAAGGUUGUCUGGUGCUGGAGCCAUUAUACAGUACACUGCAAAAUUGUUCAGCAUAGCUGGGUCGUCGGUGGCGCCGAACACAGCAUCGAUAAUAACUGGAAUUUUCCAGCUGCUCGGUUCGGGCAUCACCAUCUUCCUCGUCGACCGGGUGGGCCGCCGAAAACUUCUCCUCGUCUCGUCCUCAGUUGUGGUAGGAUGCUUGGCCAUGUUGACUCUGUACUUCUAUUUCUUGAACAAAGGCAUGUUGGAGAACUCCUUGAAAAUACUACCGAUAAUCAUAGUCUGUACGUACAUCUCAUUCUUCAGGCUCGGAUUGGGACCGAUACCAUGGUUCAUUACUACCGAGCUGAUCGGAGCCGAUCAUUCAAAUCGCGCGCAGUCCUGCAUAGUCUCGUACUCGUGGAUAUUGUCGUUCGUAGUGAUGAAGACGUUUGUCAUGCUGGUCGACGAGUGGCCUGUGGCUUUGUGGCUGGGCUACACAAUCAUAUCGGUUAUUGGGUACCUAUUCAUAUUGUUUUUCAUACCCGAAACCAACAACAAGCAUGCUGAUGAAAUCCGUUUGUCACUAGCAAAAACCUAUCACAUCCAUUCGUCCUGAUUAUUUUGUAUUAAUAAAAAUUUUAAAAAUUUAAAUUAAAUUAAAGUUUUAUAUUUUUGUGAAUUGUAUAAUGUAACGCGUGGUUGUACUUUUAUAUUUUAAAGGUGUGUGCUUCAUUGUAUGUUAACUAUUAUAUUAUAGUUGAAUUAAGUUAUUA
Molecule: messenger RNA, 1961 nt
Organism: Aphis gossypii (cotton aphid)
Lineage: Eukaryota; Metazoa; Arthropoda; Insecta; Hemiptera; Aphididae
Product: facilitated trehalose transporter Tret1-like
Exons: 8
Coding region: 368-1804 (478 amino acids)
Biological process (GO): transmembrane transport
Cellular component (GO): membrane
Molecular function (GO): transmembrane transporter activity
Source: RefSeq, a predicted model, not a curated record